AUGGAUGACAAUCCGCGACCCAGCAAGAGAGCAAGAAAGUCUUGUGAGCGAUGCCGUACACGAAAGCAGAAAUGCCAUGGAUUUCCCAUUUGCGCGAACUGUGCGAACGCGAAAGAGCAGUUUGUUCAAUCUCCUUCUGCCAUUGAAGAGUGGAACAGCGGCCCAAACAAUGCUCUCCUUGAACGAAUAUCCGACCUUGAAGCUCAAUUAGCGACUUAUACGAAUGCACCUACCCCUCCCAAUGUAGCGCAGAGCCCGAUCGAACGGCAUUCUGUAGUAUCACCAACCUGUCCCGAGGCAGAGAGGAGGUUCGCCAAUGGCAAUAUUGCGGAUAUUGUAGGUUUUCUCAGUCUUGGAGGAGAAGCGGCAUAUGUUGGAUCUUCCUCUGGGUUCUCUUUGGCCACGAAUCUCGGGCAAAUGGUACAAGCAACUGUUUGGAACAAAGCUCUGGUUUCAACAGUCAAUCAAAGCCAGACGAAGCCUCUCAGUAUUGCGGAGUUGAAGAAGAAUAGCGCGAAUCCUCCAAAUGAUGAUAUGGGAGGCAGGAUUCUUGACGCAUAUCUCACAAGAGUGCACCUUCGCUACCCUUUCCUGGAUCGAUCAGAUAUUCUGGAACGGCACGGUAAUAGAUUUGUUCAAGAUAAUACGAGUCCUAAAGACCAAUAUGGGACAUUCAAAAUCUAUAUGAUAUACGCAAUUGGAGCAACGAUGCUAAAGUUGACGGAGGCUUAUGACUACACUCCUCCCGAGAACUUCUUCAUGAAAGCACUACAGUACAUAUCCGCAGCUCGCGAGUCACAUUCCGUGCAUAACAUUGAAGCUAUGACUCUGUUGGUGCUCUAUAAUCUGCGCUCACCAUCGAAUUCCGGAAUUUGGUAUAUGAUCGGACUAGCUAUGAGAACUUGUGUCGAUCUCGGCCUUCAUAGGGAAGCAUACUACGGCAACAACAAGCCUUACGAAGGCCAACUCCACCGCGAUAUAGAUGCAGCUCUGCCACUUGAGAUCGAUGACACUGUUCGUGAUGAUAGUCUCAUUGCCCGUACUUUGGCUGUGUCUCCUUCGCCCACUUUCCAAGCAUCUCGGCCAUCGUCGAACAUAACACUGGCAAUACAAGGCUUUCGAUUGAAGCGGUUAGAAUCUUACAUCCAGGGAACGAUGUAUCGUGUUGACCGUCCCGUCACGUCUCUGACACCAAAGAUCAAUCCUACUUUGAAGAUGCUGGAAGAUUGGCAUCGAGAGCUGCCGCCCUCAUCGCCAUAUGAGUCGGAUUAUUUGAACAUGCACUACUACAAGGCGAUGCGUCUCCUACUUCAGCCGUUUUUGACGAUACUGCCACCGACGGACCGUCGAGUCGCACUUUGCUUGCAGGUGUCUGGGCAGAUUUGCCAGAUCUUCAAACGGAUGCACCAGAGAGAUUCUUACGGGCAUUCGUUUAUUGCACUGCAUUCUACAUUCAUUGCCGGUGUUACUAUGUGCUACUGUCUCUUUAUCUCGCCAUCUCUAUGA
Cadophora gregata is the source of this 1506-nucleotide messenger RNA. RefSeq lists its product as uncharacterized. The transcript is spliced from 7 exons. Gene Ontology annotation, molecular function: zinc ion binding; sequence-specific DNA binding; DNA-binding transcription factor activity, RNA polymerase II-specific. Bases 1 to 1506 code for a protein of 501 amino acids. Gene Ontology annotation, biological process: positive regulation of transcription by RNA polymerase II; DNA-templated transcription. Lineage: Eukaryota; Fungi; Ascomycota; Leotiomycetes; Helotiales; Ploettnerulaceae. The record is from RefSeq and is a predicted model, not a curated record.